Mollisia scopiformis is the source of this 2053-nucleotide messenger RNA. Its product is annotated as putative glucose-methanol-choline oxidoreductase. The coding region runs from base 155 to 1906 and encodes 583 amino acids. The record is from RefSeq and is a predicted model, not a curated record. Lineage: Eukaryota; Fungi; Ascomycota; Leotiomycetes; Helotiales; Mollisiaceae. The transcript is spliced from 7 exons. Gene Ontology annotation, molecular function: oxidoreductase activity, acting on CH-OH group of donors; flavin adenine dinucleotide binding. Gene Ontology annotation, biological process: secondary metabolite biosynthetic process.
CAGGAACGCGGCGCUCUUCAGACGAGAGAAUCCGCCACAAGCCAUGGAGCUCUCUCUUAUAAGGGAGCUAUGUCUUCUCUGUCAAUUGAGUGUCGUUGAAGCUGUGUAGCAGUCCGUCAAGAGAGCUUUCUGAUUUCAAGAUUUCCUGGCAAUUAUGCAGGUCUUUUGCCUUGCAUCGUUGUUGACCCUAGCUGCAGCAGCUCCUGCAUCUCUCUCUGCGACCUAUGAUUAUGUAAUCGUUGGAGGUGGGACAGCUGGUCUCACAAUCGCCGUCCGACUUGCAGAGAAUCCCAGCCUCAAUAUUGCUAUUGUAGAAGCUGGAGACUUCUACGAGAACGUGAAUGGAAACAACAGUGCUGUUCCUGGCUACGAUGUCUUCGCCUCGGUGGCAGGCGUCACGGAUUGGGGUCUCAUCACCACUCCUCAACCCACGCUCAACAACCGUACCCUGGCCUAUGACUCAGCCAAAGUUGUAGGCGGAAGCUCCAUGACGAAUCUGAUGGCCUUCCACAGAUCCACUGUUGACGCUUUUGCACUGUGGGCUAAGACAGUCGGAGACGACAGCUACACAUGGGAUAAUAUUGAAGCUUACUACAAGAAACCGGCAAAAUAUGUUCCGCCAAACACGAAACUCAGAGCAGCAAAUGCAAGCGUGCCAACUGUGCCUCCAACGACUUACUCAGCGGAGGGAGGACCUCUAGAAGCCACUUUCCCCAACUUUGCAUAUGCUGGAGCUUCGUACCUUGGUCCUGCUUUUGAAGAGCUUGGUGUUGCUGAGCUCGAGAAUCUAUGGAGCGGCGAGCUAAUUGGAUGGCAAUACUCGCCGUUUGCUAUUAGUUCAGACCAGCAACGAUCAGGAGCAACUCAGUACCUCAAGUAUGCUACCGCACGUGGAUUCAAGAACCUCAAGCUAUACAAGACCACACUGGCAAAGAAGAUACUCUUCAAUGGCAACAAAACUGCCACUGGCGUGGUCGUGGAGGUCAAUGGGACAAGCUUCACUCUUGGAGCAAAGAGGGAAGUCAUUGUUUCUUCUGGAGUUUUCCGCUCUCCUCAACUCCUCUUGGUCUCAGGAAUUGGCCCAUCUGCUCUCUUGAAAGCCAACAAUAUCCCGGUGAUAGCUGACCGUCCAGGCGUUGGACAGAAUCUCCAAGACCACCCCUUCAUAAAUAUCGUCAACAAAGUCAGCAUCCCCACAGGCAGCCGACUCCUCGACCCUUCAAUCGCUCUCGCAGAAGAAACCGACUACAAAACGAACCGCACAGGAAUGUACACCAAUCCUAAUGCUGACAGCUUCGGAUGGGUAAAAUUACCUCCUUCAUACGUAGCCAACAUGUCUGCCGCCGCACAAGCCCACCUUGCCUCUUACCCUGCGGAUUGGCCAGACAUCGAGAUCGUGCUCGUCGAAGCUGCAUUUGCUGCUGGUGCCGACUACCUCAUGGCUUCGUGCCAAGUACAAUCUUUUAUCUCUACUGGAACGGUAACAAUCAACUCCUCUGAUACAAGCAACCCACCCAUCCUCAACACAAACACAAUCGGCAACCCGAUCGACCACGACAUCGCCCUCGGCUCCCUAAAAUACAUGCGCGCUUUCUUCUCCACCGCAUCCUUCAACCGCAUCAACAUCGAGGACGUGGUGCCCGGCGCGGCCGUGCAGACCGAUGAGGAGAUGUUGGAGUGGCUAUACGCUAAUAUCGGGACUGGUUUCCAUGGGACUUCUACCUGCUCAAUGGGCAAAUCCACAGACCCAAAGGCAGUAGUCGACUCCCACGGCAGCGUCAUAGGCGUCAACCGCCUGCGAGUCAUGGACGCGAGCGCAUUCCCAUUUGUCCCGCCCGGUCAUCCGACUGCGCUUGUUUAUGCAUUGGCGGAGAAAAUCGCAGACGAUAUCAAAGCGGGCUUGUAAAUCGACGGUGGUAAUGGUGUCGGGGAUGUUGAGAAGUGGGGGUGGUCUUGGCAUUUUAGUACACCCAGUUUAGUGUAUUUUUUAGAGGAAAUAGAUUUGCAUUCAUUAAUUUGAGUGUUAAGUUCUUUUUGCUUUUUCUAGUGCGUG